GGAAUCAUACCGAGACUGGAAAGACUAACUGGACAUUUACUUACAAUCAGUGUCUCGGUAAUUGUUGUAUUGUUUACCAACAUCAAAAUGAUGAUGAUAAGUGAUGAAAUUUCCCGGCAUUGGGUGAACAACAGCAAACCUUUAAAUGUUCUUCUAUUGAGAAAAUAUUUGAUUAGAUCUUCGAAAGAUAAAAAGCCUUAUGACCCGAACUUCAAGAAGGAAACUGUGAAAAGAGUCAAAACUCCUAAAGAACCAUCUUCAAGACAACCCAUCACCUCAACGCCAAGGGUUCCUGGUAAACCAUCAACAUCUCCAAGUGCUGAAAAUAAAAAAAGUAAACCAAGAUUGACACCAACCAAAGUUUCAUCGAAAAAUUCAGUUCUAUCAUUGCAAUCAUUGCCAUCAAAUUUAUCUACUCCAUCCAAGUCAUCCAUAGUCAACAGUUCUGCUCAAUCAAAAGCAACCUCAUCUCAUGUAUCCACCCCAUCAAAGACACCGACAUCUAAUGUAUCUAAUUCAUCAAAAGCAUCUUCAUCCAAUGUGACUACACCAACUAAAUCAAAUGUCCCGCCAAAAUCAUCGGGAUCUUCAAAAUCAUUGGUUCAAUCGAGAAAAUUGUUUAAUCAUCCUCCAAAAAAGAUACCUAGAAUAGAAGAUAAUUCUAACUCUCAGCAAAACAUUAAGCAUGAUAAACCCAAAGUUUUAAGCUCCGAUUUCAAAAUACCUAAAAAAUCAAAGACUGAAACUCAGGAGGCUACCCUUAGAAAAGCAAAUGUAAACACCGAACCGGCUAGUAGAACGAGCUUAAAUGCAAUCAAUUCAAAGCCUAAUGAAUCAUCUAAGUCAGCACAGCUCUCUAUAGAUAAUGGAGAGGAUAUUGAUUUGCUGGAAACUGAAGAUCCUUCAUUAGAUUUUGAUAUUUAUGGUGCACCUGAACAAGAAUUUAUUCCAGAAUCAGUUGAAAAUUCUGGUUUAUCAAAUGAAGCAGAAGCAGAAGCUGAACCAGAGUCGGAGCAAGAGUCAGAGCCAGAACAAUCUUCAGAAAUCGAGCAAUCUAAUGAAUCAAAUGAAGCUUCUAACCAAAGUACCAAACCUUUACCUUCAUCUGACAGUGAGAGUUCAGAUGAUGAAACAAAUUUCAAGCGUAAAGGAGCAAAACACAAAGAUGAUGCAAUACAAGAGAAACCAAAAGUGAAACCUCCUGAUAGACCAAAUACAAGCAAUUUUAAGCCUAAUAUAUCUUCAACGGAAAAUUCAAUUAAAUCAAGAUUAAAUCAUUCUAAUUCUCAACAUUUGAAGCCACAUAAUACAAACCUUGUUAAUCGUGCCCAACUGCCACAGAUACCUGGUGAACCACCAAUCGAUGAAAUUCUGGCAGCAUUCGAUGAAAUUAAGUCUCCUGAUAUAGCUAUGAAACAAUUUUUACACAUUCAAACUGUGUAUCCCAAGUCAUUUAUUUUGCACAAAAGAAGAUUCCAAAGUUUAUUUAAGCGAAUAUUAAUAGAUCUUUUUCGUGAUGUUAAUUUUUUCUUUAAAGACAAUCAGGUAACUAUGAUAAUAGAUCAAUUGAGCAAACUUGAAAUGAAUAACAAUGACUAUUGGGAAGAAUUUAUCUGUACAUGGGGCAAAAAUUAUCCUCAGCUUGGCUCAAAUCUGAGUAAGAAAAAGAAUAUUCAACGAGCAAUAGAAAUUUUUUAUGCUCAUUUACAGGCAACACCGAUUCUUAUAAACCUGCCCACAGCGAAAUACUUAUUUGAAAUGAAGGAAUUUUUGGCAACCUAAUAGUUGAUUGGCCCAUUAUUACUUAAUCACGAUCACUUUUUCAUCAUUUCGAUAUUCACUAUUCACUAUCUAUUUUGCAUAUUUGUUUUUUUUCAUUUAACAGUUACAUUCUUCAAAGUUUAUAUCAUUAUCCGAAUGAGGAUGAAAUUCUAUCAAUUCAGUUGUUUGCUUUUUAGAUUACAGCUUUUUACAUUAUUUUUCUAUUAUGUCUUCCACUUAUCCAAAGAUUUAUAUUUUCAUUUACACCUUUCAAAGUCUAUGCUUACAAUCAAAUUUCAACUCUUCACUAAAAUCUAUUAAUAAUAAAUACUAUUGGUUCAAUGAAUAUUUGAGAAGACAAUAUCAAAUCUAAUGUGGAAACAAUCAUUUAAUGCUCCGAAAUACAUGAUAUUGAAAGCACAAA
Messenger RNA from Tetranychus urticae (two-spotted spider mite), 2185 nucleotides. RefSeq lists its product as uncharacterized. The record is from RefSeq and is a predicted model, not a curated record. NCBI's taxonomy places the organism in Eukaryota, Metazoa, Arthropoda, Arachnida, Trombidiformes, Tetranychidae.